AUGAUGUCCAUCCUCUCUGUUCUUCUCUGUCUCGGGCUGAGUCUGGACCAGAGGACCGGGGUGCAGGCAGGCACCCUCCCCAAACACAUCAUCUGGGCUGAGCCAGGCCCUGUGAUCCCUUAUGGGAACCUCGUGACCAUCUGGUGUCAGGGGACUCGAGGGUUUAAAGUGUACAGUCUGUAUAAAGAUAAAAGCCCAGCACCCUGGUACAAACCUAAGCCACUGGAGCCCGGGGAAAAGGCCAAGUUCUCCAUCACACACAUGACAGAGCAUGAUGCAGGGAUAUAUCACUGUUACUAUCACAGCACCGCUGGCGUGUCAGAGCGCAGUGACCCCCUGGAGCUGGUGGUGACAGGAGCCUACAGCAAACCGAGCCUCUCAGCCCUGCCCAGCCCUGUCGUGACCUCAGAAGGGAACGUGACCCUCCAGUGUGGCUCAUGGGAGGGGUUUGGCAGGUUCAUUCUGACUAAAGAAGGAGAUCACAGGCUCUUCUGGUUCCUGGACUCACAGCCACAGGCCAGUGGGCAGUCCCAGGCCCUGUUCCAUGUGGGCCCUGUGACCCCCAUUCACAGGUGGACAUUCAGUUGCUAUGGCUGCUACAGGGACAGGCCUCAGGUGUGCUCACACCCCACUGACAUCCUGGAGCUCCUGGUCCCGGGUGAGUCUGGAAAGCCCUCCCUCCUGAGCCAGCAGGGCCCCAUCGUGGCCUCUGGACAGAACCUGACCCUCCAGUGUCGCUCUGAUGUCGGCUAUGACAGAUUCGCUCUGCACAAGGAGGUGGGACAGGACCUCCCACAGAGCCUUGUCCUGCAGCCCCAGGCUGGGCUCUCUCAGGCCCACUUCCCCCUGGGCACUGUGAGCAGCUCCCAUGGGGGCCGGUACCGAUGCUAUGGUGGAUACAACCUCUCCUCUGUGUGGUCAGCCGCCAGCACCCCCCUGGACAUCAUGGUGGCAGGACACCUGCCUAACAGACCCUCCCUCUCAGUGAAGCCAGGCCCCAGGGUGGCCUCAGGGGAGAACGUGACCCUGCUGUGUCAGUCACAGAGCCCGAGGGACACAUUUCUUCUGUCCAAGGAGGGGGCAGCUGAUCCCCCCCUGCGUCUGAGAUCAGAGCACCGAGCUCAGCAGUACCAGGCAGAGUUCUCCAUGAGCCCUGUGACCUCAGCCCACUGGGGCACCUACAGGUGCUACAGCUCACACAGCUCCUCCCCCUUCCUGCUGUCACUCCCCAGUGAGUCCCUGGAGCUCCUGGUUGCAGGAGCAGGUGACACUCUCAGCCCAUCACCAAGUAGAUCAGACCCCAAGAUCAGUGAGUGGGAGACAUCCUCAGAUAUGGGUUCCCACCCCCAAGACUACACCGUGGGGAAUCUCAUCCGGAUGGGCGUGGCUGGCUUGGUCCUGGUGGUCCUCGGGGUGCUGCUAUUUGAGGCUCGACACAACCAGAGAAGAACCCAUGAUGAAGACAGAGGGUGAGCACAGAGGGGACGGUGCACCGUCCAGAGAUGGGCAGCCUUGGAGCCCAUCUGAUGACCCCAGGAGGUGCUGACAGAUGGGGCCAUUGUUGGGGAAACUCCUGAGAAUGUCCAGGGGAAUAAACAUGAUUUGCAUGCAGGAAA
This is a messenger RNA of Eptesicus fuscus (big brown bat), 1616 nucleotides long. Its product is annotated as leukocyte immunoglobulin-like receptor subfamily A member 6. Gene Ontology annotation, biological process: cytokine-mediated signaling pathway. The coding region runs from base 1 to 1473 and encodes 490 amino acids. Lineage: Eukaryota; Metazoa; Chordata; Mammalia; Chiroptera; Vespertilionidae. The record is from RefSeq and is a predicted model, not a curated record. Gene Ontology annotation, molecular function: inhibitory MHC class I receptor activity. The transcript is spliced from 8 exons.